UAUCUGAACUAACAAUCUCCAAACAUUGAUCCAAUUUAAAAACUUAAAAUGUUACAAAGUUUUCCACUCUUUGCAUAUCCUCAAGAAACUCAGAGAGAAUGGAAACUAAUGUUACAAACAAAUUCAAAGGCAAACAAAGGUGUGAAAACACAGACUGAAGUCAGCAUGAGGAAGUUAUUUAUUAUUACAGGAAGAAGAAGCUGUAUUCACUUCUAAGAAGCUGCACGUUCGAUACGCUGACAGUUGACAGCGUGAGACCGAGAGAGAAACACGAUGGCUGGAUUCAAGUGGAUUAUAUUUUCUUUAUUUCUGAUGCUGCUGUUCAGUUUUUCAGCGUCAACUUGGUCUCAUUCCUCCUUCACUGUCAGAGCUGGAGAUGAAGUCACUUUACCUUGUGCAAGUGUGACAGAUGAUCAGGAUAAGUGUGAUGAUACUACCUGGGUCCUCAGAAGGUCAGGAAACACAGUACUGAAUUUUAAACAAGGACAGCUUGACAAAGAAGACAAAUCUAAAUCAGACAGACUGAGUGUUACACAGAACUGUUCUCUGGUUAUAAAGAAGGUCACAGAUGAGGAUGUUGGUGCCUACACUUGCAAACAGGACAAAACAGGAAAACAACAACAGCUAUCUCUAAUUAAUCUGUCUGUUGUUACCAUGACUGAACACGAGAACACUGAUCAGGUGGUGUUAAACUGUUCUGUGUCAGUACAUGGAUGGUGUAGACACAGAGUGAAGUGGCUGUAUGAGGGUAAAGGCGUGGAUGAAGAUAACAGAGACUUGAACACAUCACAGUGCUCAGUUACUGUCACAUUUCUUACCUCUUAUCUGAAGCAGGAGUCAAACCAUCAUGACUUAUUUAAAUGUGAAGUGACUGAUGAUUACACUGAAACAGUGCAGCAGUUCACCUUCAACCGUCAGUCCUCAGGUGAUGAUGCAACAACGGCAACUACAACAUCACCAACAACAACUAAAUCAACAUCGACAGAAGGAAACAAAUGGACAUCAGUGAAAAUGAAGUUCAGCACCGCAGCUCUGGUCGUUGCAGCACUUUUCAUCUUUGUGGUGGCCGUCAUCAAAUGGAAGAGAGCUCAAGAAAAUCAAACACAGAUGCAUCAGAACACGGCUGAUCCUGAAGGUGGUGUUUCCUACGCCUCCAUCAGGUACACCAAGAAGCCCGACAGGAAAGCCCAGGUUGUUGAUGAUGAUGAUAAUGACGAAGGUGAUAUAGUGACCUACAGCACCGUGAAAGCUUCCGCAGGCUCCCUCUAGAGGUGGAGAGGGUGAACAGAUGGGGCAGGCAUGUUGGAUAUAUACUGUACAUAUGUAUAUAUUAUGCUAUACUAUAGUGUAUUCUUUAUACUGUUUCCCUGCAUGCCGGAUAUUUUUGUGAAAUUAAUUUUUGUUGUUUAUGGUUGAAUGCUUUAUCUAACAUGUAAGUGUGUAUUGCUUUUUGUGUCCACCAUUUUAUAUGAUUUAUUAAAUAAUAUGCUUUAUUAUAUGCUUUAUUAAAUAAAUAAAUCCGGGCGGUCGGUAGUGUAGUGGGUUAAGCGGCCGCCCCAUGUGUAGAGGCUUCAGUCCUCGCUGCA
Molecule: messenger RNA, 1586 nt
Organism: Larimichthys crocea (large yellow croaker)
Lineage: Eukaryota; Metazoa; Chordata; Actinopteri; Sciaenidae
Exons: 7
Coding region: 274-1269 (331 amino acids)
Source: RefSeq, a predicted model, not a curated record